Molecule: messenger RNA, 2910 nt
Organism: Eruca vesicaria subsp. sativa (arugula)
Lineage: Eukaryota; Viridiplantae; Streptophyta; Magnoliopsida; Brassicales; Brassicaceae
Source: the annotation of a GenBank genome assembly
GCUGUUUCUGAAUUUAGGGUUUAAGACUCGAAUCACUACCAACAAUCUCACUUCCCCGAAUCCUAAUUCGUUUUGCCAGAAUACUCAUAAACCGAUCCUCUGUUUUUCCGAUUAAUCCGAUACGAUCUUUGAUCGGUAAUGUUGUCUGAGUCCAAAACCGGUAAUCGGGUGAUGAGGGGACCCGAGGAAGACGAAGAAGAGAGAAAGAUGAUCGAAUCGAUAAGAGAAAUCGUGGGUAAUCACUCCGACGCAGAUAUCUACACCGCUUUGAAAGAAUCUAACAUGGACGCCCACGAGGCUGUUCAGAAGCUGAUUCAUCAAGAUCCAUUCCACGAGGUGAAGAGAAGAAAAGACAGGAAGAAAGAGGAAGUAGUACUGGUUGAGCCUGCCACCGUAAAAAAGCCUCUUGAAAAUGUUACCAGUGAAGUGAAAGUUCGGACACAGCCUGAACAUAAUGUUCGGAGAGGAGGCUACAGUAGGAAUGUCUUCCCUAGGAACGCGGCUCCACAAAAUGCAUUUCCUAGGAAACCUCUUGAAAGUGUUGGCAAUGAAGUUAAAGUUCAUACACAGCCUGAACAUAAUGUUCGGAGAGGAGGCUACGGUAGGAAUGUCUUCCCUAGGAACGCUGCUCCGCGAAAUGCAUUUCCGAGAAAUCCUGCUACUGGAUCCAAGAGAGAGUUUCGUGUUGUUAGAGACAACAGGUCUAAUCCAAAUGUUGAUGAAGAGUUGAAGCAUUCUUCUGGAUCAAAUAUUAGCAAGGUAGUGGCCACUGAGAACAAAAAAGGCUCAAUAGGUGGUUUAGGCAAUCAUCACGCUUCUGGGGCUCAAGGCUUUGCCCAAGAUCGUAAUGCAGCAGCAGAUGUGAGGCUCAGAGAUGCUGAAAUUGCUCCAUUGCACCAUCCUACCAGAAAAGAACUCUCUGAUGGAAAGGAGACAUCCCGUGGUGUUACUUUGCCAUUAACCGAUUCAGUUCUUGGUGUAUAUUCGUCUUCCACAGAUCCAGUUCAUGUUCCGUCUCCUGUUUCUAGAUCAUCACCUGUGGGAGCUAUUAAACGUGAAGUAAGAGGUGGAGGCUUUGGUGGAAAACCUUCUGAAACUAUUGGUAAAGAUCCAUCUGCUGGUGCCUUGUCAAAAAUUGGGACUCCAAAUGCAUAUCGAUCAUCUUCACCAAAUUCAAAGAUUGAUCAAUUCAGCCAAACUACUCCACGAGAGUCUGUUUUGCCCAGCGGUGUGGAAAAGAAUAGGCCUCUUUUGAACAGGCAGCGUGGUAACAGAGGAAGCCAAUAUGCUAGAACACAACAAGUUGGUGGCCACACAAAAGGGGUCUCACAAAACAAGGAGUGGAAGCCUAAAUCGAUUCAGAAACCCGUUGGACAUAACCCUGGAGUAAUUGGAACACCAAUAAAGUCUCAGGCUUGUCGUCCUGCUGAUAAUAUUACAAACCUGGAACCAGAGGCUGUUAAGUUGCAAGAUAAGCUCUCACAUGUUCAUAUCAGUGAAACCCAGAAUGUCAUUAUCGCAGAUCAUAUUCGCCUUCCAGAGACUGACCGAUGUCAGCUCACUUUUGGUAGCUUUGUUCAAGAACCUGCUGCUUUCCAGGAACCAUGCUCUUCAGAAGAACUUAGAGAAUCUGAUCGUAGUUCGCCAGGUACUUCUCCAGAGACUUCAGCUGAUGGUCUGGUGGUUAAGCCUAUCGAGAUUGUUGAUGAUCAUCUGAGAAUCUCUGAAUCUGACUCACGUCCAUCCGAGCAACUGUUGCCUGAAGAGGAGGUUCAUAAAUCUGACAAUUUGGAUGAGUACUCGGAAAUUCAAUUGCUCAAAACUGACACUCACGUCCCUUUCCAGCAGGCAUAUGGUAAUCACGGUAGUUACGACUUCCCGUAUUUUAGUCAGACAAUGGAUGAAAACGUACGAGGACAAGGAUUACCAUCUCAACAGGAGGCAGUAAGCACUCACAUGGUGAUCAAUGCCCCUUCAUCUACGUUUCCCAUGUUGCAGCAGCAACAACAACAACAACAGGCGUCAAUGCAACAGCAACAGAUGUACCCGCAACUUCAUGUAUCGCAUUUUCCAAAUCUCAUGCCUUACCGUCAGUUCAUCUCCCCAAUGUAUGUUCCCCAGAUGCCCAUGCCAGGCUACUCAGGUAACCCAGCAGCAUAUGCACACCCUUCAAAUGGCAAUAGCUAUGUGCUGAUGCCUGGAGGUGGUUCACAUCCCGGUUCAAAUGGUGUUAAGUAUGGCAUCCAGCAAUUCAAACCAGUACCAGGUGGUCCUGCGGGUUUUGGGACUUACAACAGUCCUAAUGGCUAUCAGAUUAGUUCUCCCAAUGUAGUUGGAAACGCCAUGGGACUUGAAGAUCCAUCUCGCAUGAAAUACAAAGAUGGAAAUAUUUACGUUCCAAACCCUCAGGCUGAGACUUCUGAGAUUUGGAUGCAGAACCCAAGAGAUCUUUCAAACCUUCAUUCUCCUCCGUAUUACAACGUAGCUGGACAGACGGCUCAUGGUGCUUACUUACCAUCCCAUACAGCACAUCCAUCUUUCAACUCCCCUGCAGCAGCAGCAACACAGUCGUCUCAAAUGCAGUUCCAGGGUCUCUUCCACCCACCACAGCCUGGUACAAUGGCGAAUCUGCACCACAUGGGACCUGGGCUUGGUGGUAAUGUUGGUGUAGGGGUUGUGCCCUCUCCUCCUUCUCAACAUGGUCAUCCGAGUUGGGCAGCAAACUUCUGAGAAAAAUAAUCUAACCUUUUUCUACUUGUCUAAUGGAUCAUAAUAGCUGAAAGCAAAAUGCUCUGUUUUUUCCUUGUGAAACGGCCGAACUCUGUUUUAUUUUUUUAGUCAACGAAUGCAUAAAAUGUUCCCAGCUCUCAACAGUUAUCCAGUAAAUGAUCUGUCAAACUUAUGUUGAUA